AUGGGUGAGGCAUCCUAUGUGAUAGGGAUAGAAAUAUUCCGUGAUAGAUCACAAGGACUAUUGGGACUGUCUCAGAAAGGCUAUAUCGAAAGAGUUCUUGAGAGAUUUAACAUGAACAAUUGUUCAUCAGGAAUUGUUCCAAUUCAAAAAGGAGACAAAUUUAGUCUCUUUUGUGGUCGGAAUGCUUUGGGAAGAUAUCGGAGUAACUCGAGAAUUGAUCAUUGGAAAGCUGCAAAGAAAGUUUUGAGGUACCUGAAAGGAACAAAGGAUUACAUGCUCACGUAUAGGAGAUCCAACAGUUUGGAAGUUAUUGGAUACUCAGAUUCAGAUCAUGGUGGAUGUGUUGACACUAGAAAGUCCACUUUUGGUUACUUGUUCUUGUUACCUGAAGGAGCAAUAUCGUGGAAGAGUGCUAAGAAAUCCGUCAUUGCUACAUCCACAAUGGAAGCGAAAUUUGUGGCGAGUUUUGAAGCCACGAUUCAUGCAUUAUAG
Messenger RNA from Lycium ferocissimum, 492 nucleotides. Its product is annotated as secreted RxLR effector protein 161-like. The record is from RefSeq and is a predicted model, not a curated record. The transcript is spliced from 2 exons. The coding region runs from base 1 to 492 and encodes 163 amino acids. NCBI's taxonomy places the organism in Eukaryota, Viridiplantae, Streptophyta, Magnoliopsida, Solanales, Solanaceae.